AAUCAACCUAAAUUACAUGGAUAUGUUUAUGGACAUGUGCAGAAUAGAGGUGUGUGCGAGUAAUCUGUAUGGGUACAUGUUAUUGUUAAGUUUUAGCAUAUAUUUUGGAGAACCUGUGUGAGAAUAACAAUACUGAAUCGCACCCUUACUUGUAUGGGUACAGAUGCAUUAGUGAAAAUGAUGGAUUGAUGUGAUACAACAAGUGAUUAUAAAAGCAAAAUGUGUGAAAAGCGAUAUGGUCUAUGAGACUCCAAGCAAAAAAAUGAGUAGUGAAGCAUACAAUACAGAACGUCAAAAACUACUAAACAUGUAGUAUGAAUUUAGUGCUAUUACAAUCAAAUUGCAAUUAAAAUAGUUUCAAUAUCUUAUAUACGAUAAUUUAUAUGUUAGUCAAAUUCCUUGAAGUUGAAUUUCAAAGUACCGAGUGCUUCUCGUUGGAAUCACUUUUAAGUGUCAUUGUCUAAAGUGCAUCUUCUAUGAAGCGCUUGGCUUCUACUCAUGAAACAACCGCUAAUGAAACAAUAACCUCUCACUUCAUGUUGCUUCACUGUUGUGGCUUUUAAUAACAUUGACUAUAGCAACCAAAUUAUCCUAUCUCAUUGAGUGGAACUUCAGUCAAUGACUCAAUGAUGUGGAAGGAAUUGAAGUUUCCAUUAACACGUAAGGCAUAAGCAUUAUACUUGUAGAAAAGAAAAAGAGAAAAACUGAUGAUUUAAGAAAGUGUACUGUUUCUAGUCUGUAGUUUUGACUAUGUAUGUCACUACAGGCAUGAGAUAUAGUUCUCAAAUUCAUCAUAUAAUAUAUCGAUCUUUUCUUGUCAUGGAAUUAAGGAAGGAUGGAGCUGAUCCGGCAUUUGGUUAUAGAAUGGAUUGACGAGAAGGAUGAAUCAUCCUAAACAUGUUCGAUUAUUAUCCUGCAUGGAGAGUUCAAGGUCAUCAUUUAUCAGCAAUGCCUCACAGAGCUAGGCCUAUGACAGGUCUCCUGCUGUUUACUGGACUUAACGUUGUUUUGGUCUCAACGAUAACUCCUGUCUAUGAUUUCGUAUGCUUCCAUCCAUAUUGGGAAAGAAGAAGAGAGCAUCGGCGUCGUGAACGUGAAGCAGCUUUGAGAAGUUCAACUUCUGCUCAAGUCUGAUAUCAAGGUUGGAGAUUCUGUAUAGCAGAACAAAACUGAUAUUCAGAGAAAGUAUUUAAAGCAACGACAGAAGUUACGUUGGAGCCUGCACGUGCUUCUGGAUUUUUUGCUGUUCCCCUGGUACUUACAUAUGGAGUCAUAAUUUCAGGUUGAGCAAGUAUUGAGCUGGCUUACAAGACACAUCUUACUUGUCUACUUGUUCUUUUCAAAAAGAAUUGUGACAUUAAGGUUUUUUUGUUUUUCUGAGGAGACCAUUGUUGUUCCAUCUGUAUUCGUGUGUGUUUGGCUGUCUGAAUCUGGAAUCAAGAGAACAGAAAGAUCUUGGGUAGUUUCGCGGUUCUUUAUCGCGAUGCUUAUCAUGUAUUUAGAGGCUUUAGAGCGUAGUGCUAGAUGGUUUUCGAGACUGAUUAGAGCUCUUUUGCUUUGAUGCAAGACUACUAUUGGUAAAGUCAUGGUAUUUGUUAAUCUUACAAGAAAUUGCAAGGCUUUGAUA
Messenger RNA from Capsicum annuum, 1627 nucleotides. RefSeq lists its product as uncharacterized. Bases 898 to 1134 code for a protein of 78 amino acids. The transcript has 3 exons. NCBI's taxonomy places the organism in Eukaryota, Viridiplantae, Streptophyta, Magnoliopsida, Solanales, Solanaceae. The record is from RefSeq and is a predicted model, not a curated record.